Molecule: messenger RNA, 2080 nt
Organism: Ornithodoros turicata
Lineage: Eukaryota; Metazoa; Arthropoda; Arachnida; Ixodida; Argasidae
Exons: 11
Coding region: 701-2008 (435 amino acids)
Source: RefSeq, a predicted model, not a curated record
GCCCUUGCAUUUGGUUUGCUGUGUGUGGCAUGUGAUCGUAGGACCUUAUGAGAGGCACCCGUAGAGAUAAAAUGUCUACUAACUCGCCCAAUUGAAUUUGUACUUCCAGCAUUUUAAACGAUAGCCAAGAUGGUGUUGGAAUUAUAUUUCUAGCAUUUUUGUUAUUGAACUUUUUUACAAAGUUCAGCAAAUCACCUAACGCCUUGUUGGCCGGCGCCGUUUUUCUCACGCCACCUGUGAAGAACAUGGUUGGAGCAAGACAGAUCAUGAUGUGGAAGUGUGGGGCAAUACGGCUAAGCGAUAGCAAUAGGCGACUACAAUUUCAACCAAUGCUGACUGAUUUCGUUCUGUUGCGCUUAAUGUUGCAGUAGCGGAAUGCCAUUGCUCCAAUGGAAAAAUAGUGGAGUACUUGCAGUAAAAUUCUUGUAGGAAAGUCCGAGCACUGCAGUGGUAGUCCACGUCACAGCUGUUGGGACCAGACAUAGAACUACGUGUGUCCUUGAUGAUAAUGUCGCGAGUCUGUGAUGUCACCCAUGGUAUCCGAGGAGCCAGAGGAACCCGAAGCGUCCGAAGUGCCAGAGGUGCGUGAGGUGUCCGGAGAUGAUGGCGCCGGCGCAGGAGGAGGAGACGACGAAGGAAGAAAAUAAUUACUAUUGCCGCUGCCGUAGGAUGCCUCCUUCUCGCCAGUGGCUUGAUUAUCAUGACGAUCAUUCUCGCUGGCUCAGACACUGGAGAAACCUCAGACGAAGCUGAAGAGAAGGAUAAGUAUGAAGGUUACGCACCACGACCGCUGAUGCCGCGCCCUAAAACCACCCCACCUCCUAUACCCACCAAGACAUCGACGAAAGCGCGAAUAACGACAACGACUACAAGAACCACAACAAGCACAACAACCACAACAGCCACACCGACCACGACUGGUACCAUUCCGCAUUACUUCAUUAUGUGUACCGUGGGAGAGAUGUUCAAGUAUGACGACAGUUACAAGUCUGCGAACUGUGAUUACUUCAUCUUCGACAGCGUCAUUCCAACGGCAAGUGGAUUAAUUGGGUCUGAGGAUCAGCAUGCCUGGAUGGCGUUCAACAGCAUGACGUGGACAGGAAGUCCGAAGCCGGAACUUGGAAUUUCGUUUCCGGGAAGUGAUGUCGACCAGUUGACUGCUGCCAUCUCGCAGACUGUCGCCCUGAGUGCAUUGAAAAAUCUCUUCACAAAAGGAUUCAGACUGUUCGGCGUUCUCAACUGCUUCGGAACCGCGUCCCUACUUUCUAGUAGCAGAUCUGCGUUCGAAGGCUUGUUUGAUAAAAUACUCUCCUCGAUGGGCGCACCCCAAAGGGGUGCUCGGGGUGCAUUCUUCAUUGGACUGCACCUGUCGGCGGGAUCGACAGCGCAGAGCGCUUCACUCAUGCAGUAUGCAACCGCUAUCAAACACCUGAACGUUCUCAUUCUUCAGACUCGCAUCACUCCGGCACCCGCAGUGAAUGCGAGCGACUGCUUCAUCUACCCGACUAGCUCGUGGUCGCAAACUCCUACCGAGAACGGCACCUAUUCUUCAGUACAAAGGGCCGCCCAGAUGCUUUCCGCUGCACCCAACACAAACCUGUCCUUUGGUAUUUCCUUCUCGAUGCGCGUCAACAUCUAUGAGCUUCCAACGGAAGCGACGACUUCAUCGGCAGCUGCGAAACAAGCCUGUGCCUCUCGCAACUACGGAGACUUAAACAGCAUAUGCGGUCCAUCUGCUUACUCCACUUUCCUCCAGGACGAUGACUGUAUAAAUAUAGACUUCAUAAUCGGAAAGAAAUUCGCCUACACGUUUAGUAACCAACCUUGCAUCAACGUAUUAUACGAUAUGGCUAGGAAAGAAGUGCAAAAGAGUUCGAAGUUCGGCGUUCUGCUAGCGGACAUCAAUAUGGACACCGCUGAAUGUAUACAUUGGGAACGCCGGGAGACACUGUGGAGAGUUACAGAAGCGAGUAACUUCCUCCGCACCUUGCGUCGAGAUUAUCCCUGAAAGGCUGCACUUGGAGCUGCAAGCGAAAAUGCGUUAAUGAUAUUUGAAUGGCUCACCGCUAGAGUAAUAAAA